Messenger RNA from Musa acuminata subsp. malaccensis (wild Malaysian banana), 1752 nucleotides. Its product is annotated as probable pectate lyase 8. The record is from RefSeq and is a predicted model, not a curated record. NCBI's taxonomy places the organism in Eukaryota, Viridiplantae, Streptophyta, Magnoliopsida, Zingiberales, Musaceae. Gene Ontology annotation, molecular function: pectate lyase activity.
UCUUCCCUCGCCCGUCUUCUUUCCCCGACUAGAUCUAGGAGAUUCUAACAGAGAGGAAUGGCGGUGGGAUCAAUGCGGUGUUCCCUAUUGCUAGUUCUUGGGCAUUUGGUGAUCAUUGCCGGAGGCAUGGGGUGGUUCGGAGGCGACACCGUGUCCGCUUCGAGAAUUGGAGCAGCGGCGACGGACGUGGCGAGAAAGAGCUCGAGAGCGAAGGCGGCUAACGAGUCCUUCCCUGCGGCCAGGAGUACUGCUGGGCGAGAAGCGAGGGUGGGAGCCGUGGACGAUCCAGAACUGGUCGCAUCCGAAGUGGACAUGAUGAUAAGCAACAGCACGUCCCGUCGGGCCCUCGGAUACUUGUCGUGCGGAACCGGGAACCCCAUCGACGACUGCUGGCGCUGCGACCCCGAGUGGCACCGCCACCGCAAGCGGCUGGCCGACUGCGGUAUCGGGUUCGGCCGCAACGCGAUCGGCGGCCGCGACGGCCGCUUCUACGUGGUGACCGACCCCGGGGACGACGACCCCGUCAACCCACGCCACGGCACACUCCGCUACGCGGUUAUCCAGGAGGAGCCCCUCUGGAUCGUGUUCAAGCGCAGCAUGGUCAUCACCCUCAAGCAGGAGCUCAUCAUGAACAGCUUCAAGACCAUCGACGGCCGCGGCGUCGACGUCCACAUCGCUAACGGCGCCUGCAUCACCAUCCAGUUCGUCACCAACAUCAUCAUCCACGGCCUUCACAUCCACGACUGCAAGCCCACCGGGAACGCCAUGGUCCGCAGCUCCCCCUCCCACUAUGGUUGGAGGACGAUGGCCGACGGGGACGCGGUGUCCAUGUUCGGGGCGAGCCAUAUCUGGGUCGACCACAACUCUCUGUCCAACUGCGCCGACGGCCUCGUCGAUGCAAUUAUGGGAUCCACCGCCAUCACCAUCUCCAACAAUUACUUCACCCACCACAACGAGGUGAUGCUUUUGGGCCACAGUGAUUCUUAUGUCAGGGACAAGGCCAUGCAAGUUACCAUCGCCUACAACCACUUCGGCGAAGGUCUCAUUCAAAGAAUGCCAAGGUGCAGGCAUGGCUACUUCCAUGUGGUGAACAACGACUACACCCAUUGGGAGAUGUACGCCAUCGGUGGAAGUGCCGACCCGACCAUCAACAGCCAAGGCAAUAGAUACCUUGCCCCCGUCGACCAGUCUGCCAAGGAGGUCACCAAGAGGGUGGACACGGAUGAAAGUGAGUGGAAGGGUUGGAAUUGGAGAUCAGAGGGUGACCUGUUGCUGAACGGUGCCUACUUCACCCCCUCCGGAGCUGGAGCCUCUGCGAGUUAUGCCAAGGCCUCCAGCCUGGGAGCCAAGUCCUCGUCCAUGGUCGGCUCCAUCACUUCUGAUGCGGGCGCUCUAAACUGCCGCAGGGGCUCCCAUUGCUGAUGCAAUACCUUUGAUGAUGAUUUAAGGUUUCUAUUUCAAGACAGAGGAUAAAGAAACCCGUCAUAUUAGAGCUGCACCAAACCCUUCACCCAUUCUCAACCUCCCCUGCUUCCGCUAUAACAUAGUCCGUGGAUCAGGUGGCAGCGUUGCUGAUUGUUUUGUUUUCUUCUUCCUUCUUUUUUUUUUUUUUUCUUUCCCCCACUGCAACUCCUUUGUCUCUAUAGUGCAUUUUACUUACUACGCAAUAUCAUGUACUACUAAUUUAUCAUCUUUUAAUAUCUAUGGUUAGCUCCGGUAGCUUGUUGUAAUAGAUACUAGAAAUAUUGAUGA